AUGUAUGAAGCUGGCGUUGCUGUAGUUAGCCACACACUAAUCAUACAUACAUACACACUUACAGUUGUUAGUGGAUGUGAUCCAACAAGAUGUCAUCAUGGCGGUACAUGUCUUGAUACGGGUCCCAGCCAAUAUCAGUGUCUCUGUGUAGAUGGAUUUACAGGGACACAUUGCGAAGUCAAUAUUGACGAAUGUGAAAGUAAUCCAUGUGAAAAUAAUGGUGUAUGUGUGGAUGAAGAUAAUGGGUAUACAUGUUUAUGUUCAGAUGGUUAUAGUGGCGAUACAUGUCAAGAAGAACUGGAUGAAUGUUUGUCAUUCCCCUGUCUAAAUGGUGGCACGUGUAUUGAUGGGGAUCAUAGCGUGACUUGUAUCUGUGCAGCGGGCUUUGUGGGAGGUUUAUGUGAAGAAAUUCCGGUGAGCACGUGUUUGCCUGAUUUUGCCUUCUCUCUACCAGAUAUAAAUGAAUGUGCGUCCAACCCGUGUAACAAUGGAGGUACAUGUAUUGAUGGUGUUGCUGAAUAUGUUUGCGUAUGUCCAAUGGGUUACAUGGGAGAUCUAUGUGAAGAAGUUGUUAGUGGAUGUGAUCCCACACGAUGCCAUAAUGGUGGAAUAUGUAUUGAUACUGGACCCAGUCAGUAUCAGUGUGUCUGCGCAGAUGGUUUCACAGGAACUCACUGUGAAGUCAAUAUAAAUGAAUGUGACAGUAAUCCCUGCGAUAACAACGCACAGUGCUUGGAUAUGGACAAUGGUUAUAUGUGUAAUUGUCUUGAUGGAUAUACUGGGGACAACUGCGAACAAGAAGCGACAACUCCAUGCGACUCCAGUCCGUGUGUAAAUGGCGGCUCAUGUCACAGUACAACAACUGGAUAUGUAUGCGACUGUAUCGAUGGCUACACCGGGAAUAACUGCGAGACAAAUGUCGAUGAUUGCAGUCCAGACCCGUGUUUACACCGUGGUACAUGUAUUGAUAGUAUCGAUGACUUCAUGUGCAUAUGUAGUACUGGAUAUACUGGAAAAUAUUGUGAGCAAGACGUUGAUGACUGUGAAAAUGCACCAUGCCAAAACAAUGGUGUGUGUGUUGAUGGGGCAAGUGGAUCUUACAGCUGUGUUUGCCAAGCAGGAUACACCGGAAUUCAUUGUGAAACUGAAAUAAACGAAUGUGCUAGUGUCCCAUGCCUGAAUGGCGGAACGUGCAUUGACCAGCUGAAUGGCUAUUUGUGUAUAUGUACUGACGAUUUUGAAGGACAGAUUUGUACUGAACAAAUUGACUUUUGUGACCCAAAUCCAUGUUUCAAUGGUGGGACGUGUCACAGUACCAGUGUUGGCGCAGUCUGUAUAUGCGCACCAGGAUAUACUGGAGAUAUUUGCACAGAAAAUAAAGAUGAAUGUGAUCCGAACCCAUGUCAGCAUGGUAUAUGUCGUGAUGGCAGUAAUGAUUUCACAUGUGUAUGUGAUCAGGGCUACACAGGACAAUUCUGUGAACAAGAUGUGUAUAAUUGUGACAUCAAUCCGUGUCUUAACGAUGGUACAUGUAUUGAUAGAGGAUUUAAUGAUGUUUUAUGCCUAUGUAAAGAUGGAUAUGAAGGAGAUAUUUGCGAAACAUUCAAUCCAUGUACGAGUUUUCCGUGCAAAAAUGGAGCAACCUGUUUAAAGAGUGCUUCUAAUUAUCUAUGUAUAUGUGAAUCGGGAUAUACAGGUCAACAGUGUGACGAAAAUAUAAAUGACUGUUUGCCAAACCCAUGUUUGCAUGAUGGUGUUUGUGUUGACGAGAUUGAUGGAUUUACAUGUAUAUGUCCAUCAGGAUUCACGGGUGAUUACUGUCAACAAGAUGAAGAUGACUGUAAUCCCAAUCCAUGUCUCAAUAACGGUAUAUGCGCAGACACUGGUACAAACGUAUUUAUGUGCUUUUGUGCUGAUGGAUACGACGGACAGUAUUGUGAGAAUACGGCAUCUGAUCCAUGUGAUAGUAACCCUUGUGUAAAUGACAUCAACUGUAUUAAUGCUGGCGAUGAUUAUGUAUGCAUAUGUCAGCCAGGUUAUACUGGUGAACGCUGUGAAGAAAGUAUUAAUGAGUGUGUCAGUCAGCCAUGUCUUAAUAAUGGUAUCUGUAUUGAUGAUAAUAAUGCAUUCCAGUGUAUAUGUCAAGAUGGCUUUUCUGGGACGUAUUGUGAGGAAGAUGUUGAUGAUUGUGGUUCUAACCCGUGUAUGAAUGGCGGACAGUGUUAUGACAUAGGAACAAAUGCGUAUGAGUGUUUGUGUGAAACAGGAUUUACUGGACACAGUUGUGAAACAGUAAUUGAUCUAUGCGAGAGUGAACCUUGCCUACAUGAUAGUACUUGCAUAAGUGCUAUCAAUUCCUACACAUGUGCAUGCAAACAAGGGUGGACUGGAGAUAAAUGUGAAACUAAUAUCGACGACUGCGUAAGAAAUCUCUGCUUGCACGGGGGCACGUGUGUAGAUGGUGAUAAUUUAUUUACAUGUGUGUGUGAUGGUGGUUGGACAGGGAGAUACUGUGACCAAGACAUCAAUGAUUGUGAUUCUGAACCGUGUAAGAAUGGGGCUACAUGCUAUGACAUGGGUGCCAAUGCAUUCAGAUGUAUUUGCUCCGAUGGUAACACAGGACAGUUAUGUGAAACAAUAAUUGAUUAUUGUGAGAGUGGUCCGUGUCAGAAUGGUGUUUGUAUCAAUGAAGCUAGAACAUACACUUGUAUAUGCGAUGCUGGUUUUACUGGGCAUGACUGCGAAGAAGAUCAAGACGACUGUACUCCUACUACAUGUUUAAAUGGCGGAACAUGCAUCGAUGACGUCAAUGCUCAUAUAUGCAUAUGUGCACCUGGAUAUGAAGGAUUUUACUGUGAGGAAGGAAUUGAUCCAUGUAAUAGUGGACCAUGUCAGAACGGACAGUGUGUUAGUAGUAUCGUGUUUUACACGUGUGUAUGUGAAACUGGAUGGACUGGGCAAUCAUGUAACCAAGAUGCGGACGACUGCGAAAGAAAUCCAUGUUUGAAUGGUGGUAGUUGCAUUGAUACUGGGACCAAUGCAUACACAUGUGUCUGCUCCGCUGGAUUGACCGGCGAUAGAUGUAAUGAAGUGAUUAACUACUGUGAUAGUGGUCCAUGCUACAAUGGUGCUACGUGUAUCUCGGGUAUGAAUAAUUACGCAUGUCAAUGUGCAUCUGGAUUUGAGGGCACACUUUGUCAAAUAGAUAUAAAUGAGUGUUUAUCUAAUCCCUGUCAGAAUGCAAUACAAUGCAUAGAUGUACAGGAUGGUUAUCGCUGUAUGUGUGCUUCUGGAUUUACUGGUGGAAACUGUCAAAUAAAUAUCAACGAAUGCUAUCAACAUAACCCAUGUCAACACGGUGGUACUUGUAUUGAUGACGUAAACUCCCAUAGAUGUAUGUGCAGAGACGGAUAUACAGGAAUGAACUGUGAAACAGCGAUUUCCACCCCUUGUUCCUCUAAUCCAUGUCAGUCGAGAGGGACAUGUAUCAAUGAUCCACGAGGAGGUGCUUAUUUCUGCCAGUGCCAGAACGGAUGGGAAGGCACAAACUGCGAAAUACUUUCACCUGUUGGUCCUCCUACAUCACCGCAUCCACCUGUUGGACCAGAUCCUUGUAGAUCCACGCCGUGUGUUGGUGAUUCCACAUGUGUUGCCAGUUCAGACUAUUCUGCUUAUUUCUGUAUAUGUUCAGUUGGUAAACAAGGGGUACACUGUCAAGAAGAUAUGGCUCCUGACAACCCGUGUUCUAGUGGUCCUUGUCAACAUGGUUCAUGUUCGUCUCCAGAAAUGAUAUCAUAUUUUUGUGUUUGUGAUAAUGGUUGGGAAGGACUAAACUGCCAAUCUCCUAUUCCUGUAGGGCCAAGCCCUUGUCAGUCCUACCCUUGUACGAAUGGUGGCACAUGUGUUAGCAGUACCAGUGGCAGCGAUUUCUUUUGCAUGUGUCUUUCUGGAUUUUCUGGGAUUCGUUGCGAGAAUGCCGAUGAUCCAUGUUCACCGAGCAAUUCUCCAUGCGAGAACGGUGGUACGUGUAUAACAUUAGGCAACAAUCAAUAUGACUGCAUUUGUCCACAAGGAAUAACUGGAGACAGAUGUCAGACAGUUAUACCUCCAACUGAAGAUCCUUGCUCUCCUGAUAAUUAUCCUUGUCAAAAUGGUGGCUCAUGUAUUGAAUCGGGAUCGUCCUACGAAUGUAUAUGUACCGACGACUGGACUGGACAGCAGUGUCAAAUACCUGACGAGGUGUCACCUCCUUGUUUGUCAUCGCCCUGUGAAAACCGGGGUAAAUGUAUUUCUGACAGCAGUGGUAUUAUCUACGCGUGUAUAUGUCCACAGGGUUAUCAGGGAAAGAACUGUGAACAAGUUGUACCAAACGAUCCGUGUUCGUCCUUCCCUUGUGACAAUGGGGGUACAUGCAUUACAAUGGAAUCUACCUAUGACUGUAUAUGUAUGGAUGGAUGGACCGGGCCAUCAUGUGAUACUGACAUAAACGUUGAAAAUGUGUGUAUUUUGAACACCAAUCUGUGUAAAAAUGGUGGUACAUGCUACAGUACCGGGGAACAGGAAUUCAGUUGUAUUUGUGAAAGCGGAUGGACCGGACAAACUUGUGAAACUACUGUGAUUGUGGUCAAUCCUUGUCUCAGUUCGCCAUGUAAGAACGGAGCAUCGUGUGUUCACCGUCAGACUGAACAGACAUAUAUAUGCCAGUGUAGCAGUAACUGGCAAGGCAGAGACUGUGACAUUGCGCCAGCACCAGACUGUGAAAUGGAGUAUAACUUACAAACAGGUGAUGUGGUCACUGUGACAUCACCAAACUACCCUUAUAACUACCCUGAUAACGCACACUGUACAUGGACAGUGACAACGGAAGAAGGCCAUAAGUUAAAGAUCACAGUGAAUGAUAUGAACACAGAAUGCGAGGGUGACAUGGUUAAUUUGGGAUCUGGAAGUAAUCCCAAUGAUCCAAAUUCUCUGGAGAUGAAGGAAUCAGGGUCUGACUUAAUUCAUCCGUUUAUUGUCGAUGACAAUGAAGUAUGGAUCAAGUUCGAUUCAGAUCCAACGAACAACAAACGAGGAUUCUCAUUGAAUGUUGAAGAUAUUAUUCCAGAUGAAGGUGUGGCUUGUGACAGUUCUCCUUGUCAGAAUGGUGGAAUGUGUGUUCUGGUACCUACCCUAAGCAACAGUUAUAAAUGUAUAUGCCAGCCUGGAUGGGGCGGACAGACUUGUGAUACAGAUACUGAUGAAUGUCGAAGUAAUCCAUGUUUAAAUGGCGCCACAUGUGUUGAUGGCAACGAUCUGUAUAUUUGUGUAUGCUUGACUGGAUUCAAGGGCAAUAACUGUGAGCUCACAACAGCCGUUGAAUCAUGUGGAAAUCAUUUUUGUUAUAAUGACGGUGCGUGUAUUACGAUUGGUGGAGAGGAACAGUGUACAUGUGGUUCUGGAUGGACUGGAGAAUAUUGUGAAGAUGCUGUUAAUGAAUGUGCCAAUGCUCCUUGCCAGAAUGGUGGAGAGUGUGUCGACGGCAAUGAUCAGUUUCAUUGUGUAUGUGCUGAUGGCUGGACAGGGUCUGUGUGUGAUGAGGUGUCUGCAGCAUCCUCCGGGGAUCCAAACUCAACUGGUAACGAUCCAUCAUCGUCUUUACCGUGGUAUUGGAUCUUUAUAAUUGCUGUCUUGGGUGGCUUAGCUGUUGGUGUUGGAGGAUAUCUUGCAUAUAAACAAUAUUUACAAAAGAAAAAGGAAAAGGAAUCGAACUUGAGAAACACUGAUCUACUCCAGUCCUUGAAGGUCAAUAAUGGCGGACUUUCACCAGAAAAUAGGUACGGCUUCACUCCACCUGGAGAACUCAGCUCACAUUCCACGGUGCCUGAGGUGAACAGUUACGAAAACCCAUGGCCACGAAGUACAGAAGACUUUGGUGAUCUUCACAAAACAGAGAUUUAG
Molecule: messenger RNA, 5937 nt
Organism: Saccoglossus kowalevskii
Lineage: Eukaryota; Metazoa; Hemichordata; Enteropneusta; Harrimaniidae
Product: neurogenic locus notch homolog protein 1-like
Source: RefSeq, a predicted model, not a curated record